Messenger RNA from Lepisosteus oculatus (spotted gar), 6352 nucleotides. NCBI's taxonomy places the organism in Eukaryota, Metazoa, Chordata, Actinopteri, Semionotiformes, Lepisosteidae. The record is from RefSeq and is a predicted model, not a curated record.
AUGUGGAGAGCAGGUCGGGCUUCACAGGUCCUGGACGGGGCUCUGCUGCUAGGUUUCGGGAAUUCGGGAUGGCCCGGGACGGACCUGCAUGAAGGCGUGCCUCCUGUCUCCCACUUCCUGUCCCUCCCCUCACUUCCUGUCUCCGCUUGGGCGCGGUUGCUCGAGAGGACUGCUUCCUCGGGGCUUAAAUACUGCACGAGGGGGCCUGGCGGGGUUGAGGGCCCCGAGGAGCCCCCGGCACGGGUGGGCCGCGCGGUGGUAUUGCUGAAGUUCACGCGGCGGCGCUGGAGCGUGCCGGGGCGGCUGAUUGAGGCGUCUUCAGAUGAGUCUCCUUCCCCUCCCCCUCAGCAGAGAAAGAAGAAAAAGAAGAAGGAGAAGCACAGAGACAGCUCAGAGAGCCGGUCGCCAUCCCCGCGCCGGGAGAAGAAGAGGUCAAAGAAGAAGAAGAAGAGAAGGUCGGGCUCUGUGCAGAAGGAGAACAGACACAGCUCUCCCAGUGCCUCUGACAGGCCGAGGUCCAAGGAGAAGAGGAAGAGGUCCGACAGUGGGACCCCUCCCCCAAAGAAACAUCAGAGAAGGAGAAGCCGCUCCUCCUCUUCAGACUCCUCCCCCAGCCAAUCCCCUGCUCCGCUCCGAGAGGUGCGGCCAGCUCAGCCCGCCAGACGAGCCGAUGAUGGAAGAGGGCGGUCCCCCGAAGGCAGGAAAGGGAGGGGCCAAGAGGCCGGGAGCCCACAGAGGUCACAGGUCAGAGAGAGAUCCCCGAGACGCUCCACUCCGCCCGAUAGAGGAGACCGGCGCAGGGACAGGGAACGGGAGAGAGACCGAGAGAGAGACCAGGGAAAGAGGAACGAGAGGAGGAGGCGGCACGACUCCUCCUCCUCCGCCUCUCCCUCCCCGGAUCGGGAGCGGCGCCAGCGCAGCAGGGAGCGGGAGGAGUCCCCUCGCGACCGAUCGAGCCGAGAGAGGGACAGGCGGGCAGACCGGGGGAGGGAGAGGGAGAGGGAGAAGGAGAAGGAGGACUCGCCCCGGCAGAGAAGGGACAGAGAGAGAGAGCGGCGGGCGAACGACAGGCACUCGUCGCCGGAGGCCUCCCCUUCCCCCCGCCGCUCGCCCCUCACCAACGGAAGGGGCAAAGAACGAGAGCGGGAGAGAGACCGAGAGCAGGAGAGAGACAGGAACCGGGAGAAGGAGAGGCAGAGGGACUUAGAGAGAGACCGGGAGAGGGAGAAGGAGAGGCAGAGAGAACUGGAGAGGGAGAAAGAGAGGCAGAGAGAACUGGAGAGAGAACGGGAGAAGCAGAGAGAACUGGAGAGAGAGAAGGAGAAGGAGAGGCAGAGAGAACUGGAGAGGGAGAAGGAGAGGCAGAGAGAACUGGAGAGGGAGAAGGAGAGGCAGAGAGAACUAGAGAAGGAGAAGGAGAGGCAGAGAGAACUGGAGAGGGAGAAGGAGAGGCAGAGAGAACUGGAGAAGGAGAAGGAGAGGCAGAGAGAACUGGAGAGAGAACGGGAAAGGGAGAAGGAGAGGCAGAAAGAAUUGGAAAGAGAACGGGAGAGAGAAGUGAAACAGCGGGACAGAGAGCAGGAACAAGAGAGAGGGGUGGAGAGAGAACGAGAGAGCAAGAGGACUCGGCUGAGCAAGACUUCCGAAGAACAGAACGAGAGGCACGGGGGCAGAGCGGAGGCCAAGGAGAAGAGCCACGUGCCGAGAGAGAGGAAGAAAGAGAGUGGGAAGGGUGUGGCGAUGGAGAAGUCGAAGGAGAAGGGAGACCGAGCUGCGACCCGGGGAAAGAAUGCCCGAGAUCAUAGCAGCGAUUCCAGUAGCAGCAGCAGCAGCACCAGCAGCAGCAGCAGCGGCUCUGGAUCAACUUCGUCGUCGUCCUCUUCCUCCUCCUCCUCUUCGUCUUCUUCGUCAUCCUCCUCCUCCUCUUCGUCGUCCUCGUCGUCUUCCUCCUCCUCCUCUGACGAGGAGGAAGAUGGGAAACGCAAGGCAGGAAGCGAGAAAAAGCCGGAGGACAAGACGAAGAAGAAGAGUCGACGGAAGGAGUCUGGGGAGGAACGCCCAUCGGCUCUCACAGCAACCUCUGCUCCAGCCCCGCUCCCGCCUUCUCCCCAGCUGUGGGACAGACCAUGCGGAGAGCGAGACUCUCCUGGGCGGAGAAGGGAGAGGCCCAGCUCUCCGGAUACGAGAUGUCGACUGACGCCAUCUCCACAAGAGGAGGAGGAGGAGAAGAGAGAGGCAUCUUAUCCUUCCGCCUUCAGGAGGGAGAGAGAAAAGGAGUCACCAGCAAGGGCAGAGAGAUGGAACGAGGGAGACUCCUCGGGGGAGAGGGAGGUGGCCAUCCGGCGCUCCGAUGAGAGAGACGUGGCCGGAAGGGCAAAGAGAGAUGUCCCAAGGGAGGCGGGACACUGGGACCAGAGUACUGGACAGAAACCAGAGAUUGAGCGAGAGACGGAGAGAUACUCGCCGACGGAGGGAGAAUCACCUUUGCCUUCUCCGAGAGAGAGGAGAGAAUCGGAUCGUCCUUCCAAGAGCAGCCGCUGGGACAAGACUACCGAAACACCCCGAGAGGUGGAGAGGGGGAGAGAGAGGGGCAGGGAAAGGUACUCACCUGUCUGGAGAGAGAGAACCACGCGGUCACCCUCUCCCCCAAGUCACAAGGAGAGGGAGAUUCCUGGAAGACCGAGAGGGAAAGAGAGGUACUCCCCAACAGAUAGGGGGCGGGUGACUCCAUCCCCAUCUCCUACGAGGGAGAGGGAGACUCUGGGAAGAGAGAGAGGGAAAGAGAGAUACUCCCCAACGGAGAGGGAGCGUGAGACUCCAUCCCCAUCUCCUCAGAGGGAGACUCUGGGAAAAGAGAAAGAGAGGUACUCACCAAUGGAUAGGGAACGGGAGACUCCAUCCCCAUCCCCUCCGAGGGAGGGGGAGACUCUGGGAAGAGAGAGAGGGAAAGAGCGGUAUUCCCCAACGGAUAGGAAGCGAGAGACUCCCUCCCCCUCUCCUCCGAGGCAGAGAGAGACUCGAGGGAAAGAGAGGUACUCCCCCACAGACAGAGAGCGGGAGACCCCAUCCCCCUCCCCUUCAAGGGAGAGGAGACUGACUCCGAAAGCUGUGGGGAGAGUGCGAGAAGGUGAACGCAGGGACCAGACACCAGGAUCGGAUCGAGGGAGAGAGGUGGGGAAGAAGGGUUCGGACAGAGGGAAAGAGAGGUACACCCCUUCAGGAAGAGAGAGGGUAACGCCCUCCCUCACUCCCCCGAGAGAAGAGAGAGCAAGCUCGCGUUCUUCAGCAAUAAGGAGAGAGAGGGAGUCCCCACCCCGGGCUGAGAGAGGCAGCGAGAAGUACUCUCCAAGUGAAAGGGAAAAAGAGAAGAGAGGAACAUCAGGAAGGGGUGCGGAGAGAUAUUCUCCAACAGAUCCCGAGAGGGGGGUGUCAUCCCCCUCUCCCCUGAGAGAGUGGGAUGUUCCCAAGACCUCCGGGGAGAUGGAGAGAGGAGAGUGCCGUUGGAACCAGGCUGGGAUGGACACUGGAAGGGAGAGGUGCCCUUCUAAAGAGAGGAGCGAGUCCCCGGAGGCAGCAGGCAGUGGGAAGGAGACGUACUCCCCAACAGAGAGAGAGAGACAAACACCCUCUCCCCCGAGACAGAGUCGAACCCCCUCCCCUCCGAGAGAGAUGAGGAUGGAGCGGCAGACACCCGUGGAACGGGAGAGGGAGGGAGGGAGUGCACCGUCCCAUUCUUCGGUGAUGAGGAGCGAAAGGGAGUCGCCGUCGCCCCAGAGGCCCGGAAGGGGGACAAAGAGCCACGCUGGGGGACCCAGUUUGCCAUCUCGCCGCUCCUCCUCGUCCUCCUCAUCUUCCUCCUCCUCUUCGUCUCCCUCUCCUGCUGCACAGGACCGGCCCCUCACUCCUCCACUGCAGUACCAGAAUCCCCCCAUUACCAGAAAGCCGUCUCCUUCUCCCAGUACCAGCCGAGUUACCAGAAAGCCCUCCCUGCCUCGCUCUCCUUCCCCCCAGCGCUUGCCAGUCUCCCAGUCGCGCCGAGACAGGGACAGGGACAGGGAGCGGGACAGGGACAGGGAGCGGGAUAGGGACAGGGACAGGGAGAGAGAGCGGGAGAGGGACAGGCAACGGGAUCGGGAGAAGGAGAGGGACAGGGAACGGGAUAGGGAGAGGGAAAGAGAUAGGGAGAGAGACAGGGAACGGGAGAGGGAGAGAAACAGGGACAGGGAAUGGGAGAGACAGAGGGAUAGGGACCGGAGGAGCUCUCCGGUUGUAUCCCGACGGGACAGGGACAGAGAGAGGGACAGGGAGAGGGACCGGGACUGGGAGAGGCGCAGGCGAAGGAGGACCCGCUCCAGAUCUCGGACCAGUAGCCGAUCUCGCUCGCGCCGUCCACGCAGCCCCCCCUACAGGUACCGUCUCUCGCCCUCCCGCCGCCGUUCCCCCUCUCCCUUCAGGAGAAGGAGAAGCAGUCGCUCCCUGUCCCGGGAGCGGGCGCGAGAACGGGAGAGGAACCGGGAAAGAGAGAGGGAGAGGGAGAGGGAGCGCCGCGCAAAGUCUCCCCCCAGAGCCCCCGAGCGCCGCGCCCGUUCCGCUUCCUCGUCUUCGACGUCGUCCUCCUCCUCUUCGUCUUCGUCCAGCUCCUCCUCCUCUUCCUCCUCCUCCUCCCCCCCUUCUCAGCCCCCCAGUCCUCCCCGCACCGGGGCCCCGGCGACGGAGGCGAACGGCCAUGGGGGCAGAGGGAGCGACGGGGAGAGGGAGGUGUCGGACAGAGGGCCGGCGCAAGGGAGCGAGGAGGGGAGCGAGCAAGGGAGCGACGCCAAGGUGGACACCCAGAGGGAAGAGCAGGACAGGCUGAGCCCAGCAGAGAGAGAGCACGCGCCCGACAAGGACAGAGAGAGGGAGGAGGGUAGAGAGCAGGACGUCUCCUCUCCCUGCCCGCUUAAGGAGGAAGAGGGAGAGAGAGCCGGGGGGGAGGCACUGAAGGAUCCCUCUCAGUCUUUCGGAGAGCAACAGCGGGAGGAGAGCGAGGAAAGAGGGGCGUCCAUUCAUCAGUCGCGUACCCCCUCUCCUUCCUCCGCAGGGGUUAGAGUGUACCCCGCCUCUCCAAGCACCCAGUCGCGUGCAGGUCCUGGUGAGUUAUCUCCCGGGAAACUGCCGGCCCCCAGCCGGAGGCGUUCCUGCUCCCCGGCUGUGGAACCCAGCUGCCGCCAAUCGCGAUCCAGGUCGCCAGCCCAGGAGCCCCGCGACAGCCAAUUGGAAAGGUCAUCUCCCAGAGGGGCGGGAGAAGCCAGCCAAUCACCUUCUGGGUUUGUCGUCAAGCCGGCCCCUGCCUCUGCCGCUGACCAAUCAGGACCAAAUUCUCCGGGUUCUGUGAGCCAAUCAUUGAAUGGGCCAGAGGAACAGGCCAAUGGGAGGAGAGAGAAGGAGGGACCUGGCAGCGAAGACAGCCAGUCGGAAAAACCUAAUGACAGGAAAGGGCAGGACAGUUCAUCAUCUUCGUCAUCUUCCUCCUCGUCAUCCUCCUCCUCCUCCUCCUCUUCUUCAUCCGACAGCUCUGACUCCGAGACAGAGGACAAAAGAGGGUCCGAGGGCGAAGCGGCCAACCAGAAGAAGGCAGGGAAGGCCUCGGGCUCCUCCUCUUCCUCCUCCGACUCCUCCUCCUCCUCCUCCGACUCAUCCUCCUCCGGGAGCGAGGACUCUCCCGCUGCAGACUCUGCGAAGUGUCCUCCCCGGCCCAGGGAGCCGGCCGAUUCCCUGCGGGACUCCCGCUCUCCCAGCUACUCCCCGCCGCUCCGACAGCGCAGGCCGGCGCCGUCCUCACCCCCCCCUCACAGGGGUCAGAGGUCAGACAGCCGGUCACCCAGCAAGAAACGCAGGAAAUAAGGUGCCGGGCGGGAAGGUGUCGACACCCGGACUCCCUCUCCCAACUCCCCCCCGCCCCCCCCAACUCUGUGGUGGUACAGCCCAGGACCUAGUCUGCAAGAUGCUCGUGGGCCGUCCCACUCUGGGUUGCUCGGGGGGGGGGAGGCGAGGGGAGUGGUACAAGGACACUGUUCCAAGAUGGAGGACUGAGAUGCUGACACUGGAGUUUGGGAAAGACGACGAAAGGAAGAGAAGAGCGAGCGAGAGAGAGAGAGACCCACCAGGAGGAGAGGCCGAUAUCCGAUUGUGACUUUUGUGCUGUUUUUGGAGGACGGAAAUGGUUCCCUUUUCGUUUUGUUUGUUCUGGGGAAGGUGGAGAGAGCGCGGUGUGCAGGCGGCGUUGACGCGGGGUUCGGAUGUGCGUGCCCACGCCGUACUGGGUCUUGAUCUGUGAAUUAUUUUUGGGGGGGAGGGGGGGCGCAGGGCAAGA